UAUAAUACAGGACUCCGAAAACGGAAACUAGCUCUUUCGAAUGUAAUUCAUAAGUGUACGGGUAUUUUACAAAAUACUCGCCUGCCCAAACUAAGUUUUCCCAUUGUUCGUAUCGUUGCGUACUACUUGACCACUGUGUAUCUGAAAAUUUUGUAAAAAAAUCACCCAAAAAUGCUCAAAUUUGUUACUCUAUUGGUGUCGUGUUAUGUUGUGUUACAAGUGGUGCAUUCGUCCGAUGAUUUACCACCGGAAGUGAAACAGAUGUUGAAAAAUCUGCACGAUACUUGUGUCAAAGAAACUGGUGUUGCAGAAAGUGAAAUUAGUGAUGCGAAUAAUGGAAAAUUUAGCGGCACAGAAAAUCUGAAGUGUUACUUGAAAUGUUUGAUGGCAUCCGUCGGUGUCCUCGACGAUGAUGGUACUUUUGAUGGCGAAGCUUACGUUGAUUUACUCCCACCGCAUUUAACUGAGUAUGGAAAAAAAAUAGUCGACGCCUGUAAACCAGAAGGAAAUGGAGCUUGUGAAAUCGCUUACAAUUUGAACGUUUGCAGUUACAAUACGGAUCCAUCGAGAUACCAGAUAUAUUAAGCAGUGUCUGAGACGUGAUUUGGUAGCUGCGUUCUACAUGAUGAUGGGUAGUAGAUAGGUAUGUACCUACCUACCAUGUAGAUGAAUGGAUACAUGUGAUGGAUUUUAACUUUACUUUCUGUCAUCGCAAUAAACGAACAUAAGUAGUACAUACAAUGAUUAUUUCGUGUAUUUUUCAUUUUAUAUAUGUAAGUUGAUAAAAUAUUACCUGUGUAUUAUAAUUUAUUGAUUCUAUCGAAGAAAAAAAUUUAAAAAGGCUA
Planococcus citri (citrus mealybug) is the source of this 845-nucleotide messenger RNA. RefSeq names its product general odorant-binding protein 83a-like. Gene Ontology annotation, molecular function: odorant binding. The transcript has 7 exons. The record is from RefSeq and is a predicted model, not a curated record. The coding region runs from base 172 to 585 and encodes 137 amino acids. Lineage: Eukaryota; Metazoa; Arthropoda; Insecta; Hemiptera; Pseudococcidae.